UCACGGGGUUAUCUGGCACUCACUCGGGAUCAAGGGGUUAUCAGUCGUGGGGAGGAGGCACGGGCCAAAGUGCAGAUCAAACAUCCGAGCCAUUGCCACACAGCUGUUUGUCCCCAGGGGCCAGUGGCAGCUGCAGUCCAGGGUCCUGACUUGGCGUCUGGCGUCUUUGGGGUCUGCGGUUGAGCAGGCAGCUCUCCCUCACCCCUCCCGCACCCUCACCCCUCCCUGCAGUGGGGUGGGGGAUCAUCGACUGCAAGUGACUAGCGACCACCUGGUGCGGUGCAUGCAGCUCGUCCGACCCCAUCGAACCCCAGGACCGAGGACCGAGCAAAGCAGGGGCGGGAGGGCGCGGACACGGACGUCACGGGCUCAGGGCAUAAGAAUGCAGUGACCGUCUGUUGUACCGACUGUGUGCACAACUAUGGCCUGACUGUGCGCGUCGUCACAGCGACCACACCCCCGCGGGACCGGAGGCCUUGUCUUGGGCAGAAGGGCGCCCGGCCGGCCUGGCGUCAGCAGCUGCAGAGUCCUCAGGACCCAUCACUCUUACCGAUCUUGCGAGCCUGAAGACUUGCUGAGGGAAGGGCACGGUGACAGGGGCCUCAGAUGGGAAACUGAGGCAGGACGGUGAGGACCGUGUGAAGACAACCUCGCCCAGCCCCAGCCCGGCCCAGCCCACCCACCCACGCAGGACUCUCGUGUCUACCCCUACUCGUGUCCGCCUGCUCCCUUGCCCUCACUAGGUCUUGUGUGUGCCUGUCCACCUCUCCCCUUGCAAAGGAGCCCCGUCCUGCUGCCUCAGUUUCCCCUUGCCCUGGGCAUCAGAGUCAGGGAUUCCGUUUUUCUUCGGCGGCUCCGCGUGGUGUACCCUGCCCUGUCCCGCUCACCCACUGGAGACCUCUCUCUCCGAAGCCACAGCCCCCAUGGGCGCUGCAGGUGGCUUACAGAGCCCUAACUGCGGCAACUCAGACUGGAUGGCGCUGCUGUGCCCGCGGCUCUGGGAUGUCCCCCUGCACCACCUGUCCAUCCCGGGGAGCCACGACACCAUGACCUACUGCCUGAGCAGGAAGUCCCCCAUCUCCCAGGCACGGUCGCGGCUGCUGCAUCUGUUGGGCAGGCUCGCGCCCUGCAUCACAGGCCCCAUGGUGCUGAAGUGGUCCGUCACGCAGGCCCUGGACGUAAAGCAGCAGCUGGACGAGGGGGUGCGGUACCUGGACCUGCGCAUCGCGCACAUGGCGGGAGGCUCCAAGAGGAACCUGCACUUCGUCCACAUGAUUUACACGACGGCGCUGGUGGAGGACACCCUCACGGAGAUCUCCGAGUGGCUGGAGUCGCACCCCCGUGAGGUCGUCAUCCUGGCCUGUAGGAAUUUCGAGGGGAUGACGGACGAGCUGCACGAAUACCUCGUGGGCUGCAUCAGGAACAUCUUUGGGGACAUGCUGUGCCCGCGCGGGGCCAUCCCCACGCUGCGGCAGCUGUGGGCGCGCGGCCAGCAGGUGAUCGUGUCCUAUGAGGAUGAGGCCUCCGUGGGUCGCCACGCGGAGCUGUGGCCGGGAAUCCCCUACUGGUGGGGGGACAAGGUGAAGUCGCAGGCGCUGCUGCAUUACCUGGAGACCAUGAAGAGCUGCGGUCGCCCGGGUGGCCUGUUCGUGGCGGGCAUCAACCUUACGGAGAACGUGGAGUAUGUGCUUGCACACCCGUCCGGGUCCCUGGAGAAGAUGACACUGCCCAACCUCCCGUCCCUGAGCGCAUGGGUGCGCGAGCAGCGGCCGGGGCCUGGCUCCCGCUGCACCAACAUCAUCGCGGGGGACUUCGUGGGCGCCGACACGUUUGUGAGUGACGUCAUCGGACUCAACCUUAAGCUGCUGUGAUCCUGAUCACCCCCCCACAGCGACCCAAGGUGCGGGGCUCAGGACAAGGCCAGGGUCCCAGAGGUCAAGGAUCGUGAAACACUGGAAAGCGGUGUCCCUUCGUCCCUUGUGAAGGGCUGAGGCCUGAGUGAGUUAGCCUGCGCCACACGAGUGGGUGCAGGUUUUGAACUCGCAGAGCCUGCAAGGCUGCCUCAUGGUCAUUUCCGGUCACUGGGACACGUGCAGACAGAAGUUCCAGAGAGAUCCAUGUCACACCCCAGAGUCCAUGGAGGUCACGUGACCCGCCACAGGCAGUCAUUCUGGGCCUGCAUCACCCUUCGAUCAGCACCAUUAAUUAAAAUCUUCUGAAGCCAA
Molecule: messenger RNA, 2225 nt
Organism: Mesocricetus auratus (golden hamster)
Lineage: Eukaryota; Metazoa; Chordata; Mammalia; Rodentia; Cricetidae
Gene: Plcxd1
Product: phosphatidylinositol specific phospholipase C X domain containing 1
Exons: 8
Coding region: 924-1871 (315 amino acids)
Biological process (GO): lipid metabolic process
Molecular function (GO): phosphoric diester hydrolase activity
Source: RefSeq, a predicted model, not a curated record